This is a messenger RNA of Apis cerana (Asiatic honeybee), 3397 nucleotides long. RefSeq names its product katanin p60 ATPase-containing subunit A-like 2. Lineage: Eukaryota; Metazoa; Arthropoda; Insecta; Hymenoptera; Apidae. The record is from RefSeq and is a predicted model, not a curated record. Gene Ontology annotation, molecular function: ATP binding; protein binding; ATP hydrolysis activity.
GAAUUCUUGCGAAUUCUAAAGAAAAGUACUGUUUUAACAAUUAAAAUAUUCGAAAAUGUGAAUAAAAAUCGUGUACAGCGUUCGCAAUAGUUUGAAAAUCUUAUCAUGUUAUCCGGGGAAUUCAAAAAAUUAUUCCGAAAAUUGAAAUAAAAAAUUUCAUCUUAAAAUUUAAGUAUUUUGCAAAAAUGCCAUUUCAAAAAUUCCUAUUGAUUAUUUAUUUUUGAAUAAUAAUAAUAGAAAUAAUAGAAGAAUUUCCGAAUCGUAUAAUUAUUUGAUAAUGUCUUCAUCUUUUCAUCAUAUAUAUAUAUAUUAAUCAAAUAUUUCUAUAUUUAUAAGUUAAGUAUUUUUUCUCUUAAAAAUAUUAUUUUCAAAUGUUUAAGAAAAUCAUUGUAAGUCUCCUACAAUCUGAUAAUAACAACUAGCCUAAGGAAAUCUAAAAGGUUUGUAAAGUUGAACGAUAAAGAAUAUCCGGAAGCUAGUUACUUAAACAAAGAGUCUCAACGAUUCAAACAACAAAGAAAGGAAAAAAAUUUCGAGGAACGAGAAAAAAAGAAUGCGCUAAUAUUGACGCAAUUUGAAAAGAAAGAAUACUAAUAACUAAAGCAAAAGAAAUUAUUAAUUUUUAAUCUAAGUACGACUUUUUAUUAAAGUUAUUAUAUAUAUAUAUAUAUAUUUAUUUUUAUUACACUAAAAUAAAUUAGAAUUUCAAUUUUGUUUCUUUUAUUUAUUUCUUUAAUUUAUUUUUUAGCAACUAAAUAUUUUUGCCACAUAAUAUCUUUAAACACCAUAUCUGAGAAUCCAUAUGCAUUCUCAGAAUUAUUAAUUUAUCUUCAUUACUUUAAUUAAAUACUUAUUAUUAUUUCAAAGAUAUCUCUUGAAAUAAACUCUUGAAAAAGAAAUUUGAAGGAUAGGAUUUUUAUCCCUUAAGGCAGGGAUCAAAUGAACAUCAAAAAAACGAACGUUUUUUUUAACAUUUAUUAUAUUAUAUUCUAAACAUAGAAAUAAUUAUAGGAGAAAAUAAAUUUAACGUCUGUUUUUUGAUGCUUUUUGACGUACGACUACGGCUUAAAAUUUCUACAAUGGCAUUAUAUUUACAUCUAUUCUACAGUAUAUGUAAAGUUAUCAUGUAAGCUUUACUAUGUAUAGAAUGUAUAAAAUAUAUAUGUGAACUAAUACAGAAUUAACAUCACCAUAGCAACGAAUCUAUGUUUUGAAACAAGUCUUCGAUUCUUUAUGAAUGAAUUGUCAUAAUAAUUAUCAUUUCGAGAUUAUUUUUGAAGUUGACGAAAUAAUAUUUUUCCGGGUUGUUUUUACGGAUCUGUCAUUUUGGAUCUGAGAGUUAUUAUUAUUUACUCUAUUGUCUAUCAGACAAAUAAGAUAAGAUAUUUAGAUUUAUGUUUAUUUUUCGUAAAAAGUUAACAGGAUUUUUUCUUCUUAUUGAAAAAUAUUAUAUUCAUCAUAAUCAUCAUGAGUGUUUUGUCUAUGGAAGGAAGCAUGAAUAAGAUGCGUCACGGUUUGCGAAAAGAGGAGGAGAGUCGUAUUUCACAACGUCGUCAAAAUAUACUAUAUCUUAUAUAUGAUUAUUUGAGCGAAAAUAAUUAUACAGAUACUUGCGAAACACUAAUCUCCGAAGCUGAACUUGUUUCCGAAAUUCAGGUUUGCGAUAAUAUAGAUUUAGAAAGGAUUAUAAUGGAAUUUGAAAAUUAUUAUUAUAUGAAAUUCAAUAAAUAUCCCAUGUUUUGUAAAAAAAAUGCAACAAAUAUAGAUAAAAAAAAAAGUAAGACAAAAGUCAUAAUGCCUGCUGCCAAACAAUCGCAAAAUGAACUAGUGAAAGAAAAUAAUAUACAACAAGAAAUAAAUAAUGAAAUAAAUAAUAUUAAUCUUGCAAUGACAGUAAAACCGAUUUUCUCCAAUCAGAACACAGUUAAAUUUUCAUCAGAAGAAUUUGACAUUCCAAAAGAAAAAUUUAUACAAUCGAAAAUAUGGAAAUGUAUCGAAAAACUAUAUUCAGUAAAUUCAGAAUUGCGAAAAAUAGCUGUCGACAUAUCACAUGAGAUUGUAUUGGAGAAUUUAAAUGUACAUUGGGAUGAUGUAGUAGGUUUAGAUGACUGUAAAACAGCUAUUAAAGAAGCUAUUGUAUAUCCUCUUAAAUAUCCUGUCUUCUUUGCCGGUCCAUUUUCUCCUUGGAAAGGUAUUCUAUUAUAUGGACCACCUGGCACAGGCAAAACAAUGUUAGUGAAAGCUGUAGCAACAGAAUGCAAAUGCACUUUUUUUAAUAUAACAGCUAGUUCCUUAGUUAGCAAAUGGAGAGGUGAUUCCGAAAAAUAUAUACGUGUUUUAUUCGAUCUUGCUUAUAGCCAUUCGCCCACAAUUAUUUUCAUAGAUGAAAUCGAUUGGAUAGCUACAAAUGUACAAAAUAAUUCAUUAUCUGAACCUGCAAAAAGAUUUAGAUCAGAACUUCUUACUAAGUUGGAUGGAUUAGUAUCUACUGAUAAUUCAAACGUACUACUUCUAGCUGCAACUAAUUCUCCGUGGAAUAUUGAUUCAGCUUUACUUAGACGUCUUGAGAAACGAAUAUAUGUGUCAUUACCCAAUGAAGCUACUCGACUUGGUAUAUUCAAAUUAUAUCUCAGUGAUAAUUUGUUAAAGAAUAAAAAUGUUGUAGACUUUUUAAUGAGUUAUACUAAACAAUAUUCUGGUGCAGACAUAAAAUUGCUUUGUAAACAAGCAUGGAUGUUAGAAGUAACUCCAAUGUGGAAAAAUCUUGAAAAAAAAGAAAUAUUCAUUACAGAUUUGAAAUAUGAAUUAAGGAAUAUUGAAAUAUUAAAAAAAUUACUUAAAGAAACAGUACCUACAGUAACAAACACGGAUAUAUAUGAUAACUGGGAUACAAAUAUAAAUAACAAAUAAUCAAAUUCAAUAAAAAGCAAUUAAUUAAAAUAUUAUUAUACCUAAAUUUAAUUUUAUAUUAAAAGUUAUAUUAAAAAAAUAUAUUAAAUGUCAUUGAUCUAUUAUUAUACAUAAUAAUAUAAUAUAUAUAUAAUAAUAUAUAUUCUUGAAUUUUAUAAUCUUUAAAUUAUUUUUUAAAAAAACAAAAUAUAAUAAAAUAAAAUUUAUAUUUCUAUUUUAAAUAAUAACUAAUAUAUAUUAUAUUUUUCUACAACUAGUAAUAAGAUUUCAAUAAAUUAUAAAAUGAAAGAAUGAAAUAAAUAGUAAUUUUUUAUAUCAAUAUUAUUAUUCUUAUUAUAUAAAAAUUGUAUUUCAUGUUAAAAGGAUGUAUAAUCAACAAUUUUUUCUUUUUGUUUGAUUCUUCUCUGCUUGUUUUAAACCAUGAUAAUAGCCUGUAAAAUAAACAUUACUUUAUUAAGUUUCAUAUAAAAUAAAUUUAUAAAUAAUU